Cataglyphis hispanica is the source of this 6425-nucleotide messenger RNA. It is a transcript of the gene nompC, whose product is annotated as serine/threonine-protein phosphatase 6 regulatory ankyrin repeat subunit A. Gene Ontology annotation, cellular component: glycosylphosphatidylinositol-N-acetylglucosaminyltransferase (GPI-GnT) complex; membrane. The record is from RefSeq and is a predicted model, not a curated record. Gene Ontology annotation, molecular function: calcium channel activity; protein binding. Gene Ontology annotation, biological process: calcium ion transmembrane transport; GPI anchor biosynthetic process. Bases 541 to 5811 code for a protein of 1756 amino acids. Lineage: Eukaryota; Metazoa; Arthropoda; Insecta; Hymenoptera; Formicidae. The transcript is spliced from 15 exons.
GUCCGGUGAAUUCGAGAUAGACGGAUAGCGUGCCUGCCAGGCUGGUCCGGAAGUCGCGUGUCGACGGCAGCCAUAACAGCCCCUCCAGCGACUCUCGCCCUUCCGCGACCCGAACCACCACCUCUUGUCUGAUUUCCUUAGCUGCUACCAACGACGACUAGCACGGCCUACCACGAGAUUAGCUCAUGUGUGCGAGAGCUCUGCAAUCCGUGCAGAGUAAGCAAGUAUUGGUGUAACGUUACUCUAAUGAAACACCGAGAACGAGUCGGCGAUUGGUCGAUUCUACCGAGGCCUGAAGGAAAAGCAACCCUCUCUCUUCUUCGCUACCCUCUCGAUUACGUAGCGUCUUCAGAAUCGCUAGACUAACCGUGCCGUUAACACUUGCUUGUGUUCCACGUCGCAUUACACAAAGUAUCUAUCUGGUGGCCGUUUAUUCCUUGCUGUUCCCGUGUAUCGUUAACGAUGUGCAGUUUCAAACGAGAGUGAGUCACUUGAGCAAAUCAUGCUCGCGUUUCGCGCGAAGGGAUCCUACGGUAUAGCAUGAGCAGUAACACCAAGAAAGCACCGGGAGGCAAGGACGACAAGAAGAAUCCUUCCAGCAAAGAGGAGAGCCCGUCGGGCGGUAAGGACGAUGGUGGUUCAGCCGGAAGCAAUGGGGGCACGGCUGGAGGAGAGCCGUCGCAACCCGGAAGCAAGCCUAGCUCAGCUGGCGCGACCGCCAGAGAAGGGGCCCAAAGACUUCUGGCCCUGGCGGCACGCGGCGAGUGGGCCCCCGUGGACCAGCUGCUCAAAUCUCUGGAGAAGACGGUGCAAAGUGCGGGGGAGGAUGGCUUCAUCGUGCCGCUCGCCGGUGUUCUGGACCCGGUGACGGGGAUGACGCCGUUAAUGUACGCAGUGAAGGACAACCGCAGCGCUCUCCUCGAUCGGAUGAUUGAGCUCGGAUCUGACGUGGGCGCCAGAAACAACGAUAAUUAUAAUGCUCUCCAUAUCGCUGCUAUGUAUUCGAGGGAGGACGUUGUUAAGUUAUUGCUGUCCAAGAGAGGCGUUGAUCCCUAUGCUACGGGAGGGCCAAGGCAACAAACGGCGGUUCAUCUGGUGGCGUCAAGACAAACGGGCACUGCGACGUCGAUUCUACGAGCUUUACUAGGCGCUGCCGGACGAGAUAUCAGAUUAAAGGUCGACGGGAAAGGAAAAAUACCUCUUUUGCUAGCAGUCGAGGCUGGCAAUCAGUCGAUGUGCCGGGAACUUCUCUCACAGCAAGCGCCUGAUCAACUUCGAGCCACCACUCCAUCAGGUGAUUCUGCGCUGCAUUUGGCCGCUAGAAGAAGAGACAUUGACAUGGUGCGGAUCCUAGUAGAUUAUGGCGCGCCCGUCGACAUGCAAAAUGGCGAUGGACAAACUGCGUUGCAUAUAGCGAGCGCCGAAGGUGACGAAACUUUGGUGAAAUAUUUUUACGGUGUCAGAGCCUCCGCCUCGAUCACCGAUCAUCAGGAUCGAACGCCGAUGCAUCUGGCCGCGGAGAACGGCCACGCUUCCAUCAUCGAGCUGUUAGCCGACAAAUUCAAAGCGAGUAUCUUCGAAAGAACGAAAGACGGCUCGACUCUGAUGCACAUAGCGUCGCUGAACGGGCAUUCGGAAUGUGCCACUAUGCUCUUCAAGAAGGGCGUGUAUCUGCACAUGCCAAACAAACGUGGCGCUAGAUCUAUUCACACGGCAGCGAAAUAUGGUCACGUGGGUAUUAUUAGCACUUUGCUGCAACGAGGAGAAAAGGUGGAUGCGGUAACUAACGAUAAUUAUACGGCACUCCAUAUAGCCGUGGAAAAUGCCAAACCAGCUGUUGUGGAAACACUUUUAGGAUACGGUGCGGAAGUGCACGUGAGGGGUGGAAAACUUCGGGAAACUCCGCUUCACAUAGCCGCCAGAGUGCUCGAUGGUGACAGAUGCGCUCUGAUGUUAUUGAAGUCCGGAGCGGGACCUAAUUUGACAACUGAUGACGGCCAAACACCCGUCCACGUAGCAGCCAGUCACGGGAAUUUAGCAACGCUUCUUUUGCUUCUCGAGGAUGGCGGAGAUCCUAUGUUUAAAUCGAAAAACGGAGAGACUCCCUUGCAUUUAGCUUGCAGAGGUUGCCGGGCGGAUGUGGUUCGGCAAUUAAUAGAAUUUGUAAAGGAAACAAAAGGUCCAGAAGUGGUAACCGCUUAUGUGAACAGUCUGACAAACGACGGUGCUAGCGCUCUUCAUUACGCCGCUCAAAUCGAACCUUCGGAGGUCAUUAUUCCCGGUGACGAUCGCGCCGUCGUGCGCGCUCUUCUCGACAGCGGCGCGGAUGUCUCGUUGCAAACCAAACAGGCUCAGGAAACGGCGUUUCAUCACUGUGCUCUCGCGGGCAACAACGAGAUUCUGGAGGAGAUGAUCAGCCGGAUGUCGUCGACGGAGGUGCAAAAGGCCUUGAACCGGCAGAACGCCGUGGGUUGGACACCGUUGCUGAUUGCCUCCAAUCGAGGUCAUAUGGAACUGGUGACAACUCUUCUCGCCAAUCAUGGCAGAGUCGACGUGUUCGAUCUCGAGGGUAGAUCCGCUCUGCAUUUAGCCGCCGAACACGGCUACUUACAAGUGUGCGACGCGCUGUUGGCGAACAAAGCUUUCAUAAAUUCCAAGUCUCGCGUGGGAAGAACCGCCCUGCACCUCGCCGCUAUGAACGGUUAUACUCAUCUCGUACGUUUUCUCAUCCAGGAUCAUGGCGCUGCAAUAGACGUGCUAACUCUCAGGAAACAGACUCCCCUUCAUCUGGCGGCGGGCGCCGGCCAGUUGGAGGUCUGCAAACUUUUGCUGGAUCUCGGUGCCAAUAUAGAUGCCACGGACGAUCAGGGACAGAAACCGAUCCAUGCCGCGGCUAUGAACAAUUACGCCGAAGUAGUGCAACUCUUUCUUCAGAGGCAUCCAAGUCUCGUGAUGGCUUGCACCAAGGAUGGCAACACUUGCGCCCAUAUCGCCGCGAUGCAAGGCAGCGUCCGAGUGAUCGAGGAACUGAUGAAGUUUGAUAGACAGGGCGUGAUAACCGCCAGGAAUAAAUUGACAGACGCGACACCAUUGCAACUGGCGGCGGAAGGCGGACACGCCGAAGUAGUGAAGGUUUUAGUUAGAGCCGGAGCGUCCUGCUCUGACGAGAAUCGUGCGGGUUUCACCGCGGUUCAUCUAGCGGCUGAAUAUGGUCAUGGCCAGGUACUUGAAGUAAUGAGAUCGUCGCAGUCUCUUAGAAUAGUUAGCAAGAAGCUGGGCGUCACAGCGCUUCACGUUGCUGCUUAUUUUGGGCAAGCUGAUACGGUUAGAGAAUUACUAACUCAUAUACCUGGAACUGUAAAAUCUGAUCCACCAACCGGAGGAUCUCUGGUAGGAGAAUUAGGAGCCGAAUCUGGCAUGACUCCUCUUCAUCUUGCUGCUUAUUCUGGAAACGAGAAUGUCGUGCGACUUCUCCUUAAUUCUGCUGGAGUUCAGGUAGACGCGGCGACGACGGAAAAUGGAUGGAACCCUUUGCAUCUGGCUUGUUUCGGCGGCCACAUAACUGUCGUGGGUCUAUUGCUAAGCAGAUCGGCGGAGCUGCUGCAAAGCGCGGAUCGUUACGGCAAAACGGGAUUACACAUCGCGGCUACCCACGGUCAUUAUCAAAUGGUGGAGGUUCUCUUGGGCCAAGGAGCGGAAAUAAACGCGACCGACAAAAAUGGCUGGACACCGCUGCAUUGCGCGGCACGCGCCGGUCAUCUGGAUGUUGUGAGGCUGCUUGUAGAAAGCGGUGCAUCUCCAAAAAGCGAGACGAAUCUUGGCUGCGCGCCGAUCUGGUUCGCCGCGUCCGAGGGUCACAACGAUGUGCUCAAGUAUCUCAUGGAGAAAGAGCACGAUACGUACGCUCUCAUGGAAGAUAGAAGGUUUGUUUACAACAUGAUGGUCUGCAGCAAGAGUCACAACAAUAAACCGAUAGAGGAGUUUGUUCUGGUGUCGCCCGCGCCCGUGGAUACGGCGGCCAAGCUGUCCAAUAUUUACAUGAAACUCUCCGAGAAGGAGAAGGAGCGCGCCAAGGAUCUAAUUGCGGCCGGGAAACAGUGCGAGGCCAUGGCGACUGAAUUGCUUGCUCUGGCAGCAGGCGCCGAUUCGGCCGGCAGGAUCUUGACAUCGAUGGAUCGUCGAAACGUCGAGUUCCUAGACGUGCUGAUCGAGAACGAGCAGAAAGAAGUAAUCGCGCACACCGUGGUGCAGCGUUACCUGCAGGAACUUUGGCAAGGUAGCUUGAACUGGAACGCGUUUCGAACGAUCCUGCUAUUUAUCGCCUUCAUCAUCUGCCCACCCGUCUGGGUGGUAUUUGCUCUUCCGCUCGGGCACAAGUACAAUAACGUGCCCAUCAUCAAGUUUAUGUCGUAUCUCACGUCGCACAUCUAUCUGAUGAUCUUUCUACUGCUGGUCGGCAUCACGCCCAUCUAUCCGGUGGUGGUGAGAGCGAAUCUGAUACCAUAUUGGUAUGAGUGGUGCCUGUUGGUGAUGCUGUCAGGCCUGUUGCUGUUCGAGUUGACAAAUCCUAGCGACAAGAGCGGUUUGGGCUGGAUCAAGCUGGCAGUGCUACUCUUCGGCAUAUUCGGCGUGGCGUUUCACCUGAUGGGAUUCGUAAUCGUCGAGAAAAUCUACUGGCCAACCCUGCUCUACCUAAGAAACCAGCUUUUUGCCCUCAGUUUCCUUUUAGCUUGCGUGCAGAUACUGGACUUUCUGUCGUUCCAUCAUUUGUUCGGGCCAUGGGCGAUCAUUAUCGGUAAUCUUAUGAAGGAUCUCGCGAGAUUUCUCGCGGUGUUGGCCAUCUUUGUCUUCGGCUUCUCCAUGCACUUCGUCGCGCUUAAUCAAGCAUUCAAGAACUAUAAAACGCUACAUGAUGCGCGCCAGGAUGAAAACAAAUUGAGGCAUCCAUUCGAAGACGAUAUGUUGGCCAAUGUUACGGAAUGGAUGAUGGAGACGCCACCAACGGAGGCGCCUCCUCGUCGCUACGGCCGCUACAGGAAAAAGAAUGAGUGUUGUGACGAUAACGACAGAGAUAUAAAGAUGAAUCCGGUACUCGCCUUCGAGUAUCUAUUCUUCGCCGUCUUCGGACAAACGACCCACGGCGAGCUGAAGGUCGAGCACAAUCAGCCGCAGUGGACCUCGGUCCUCUUCAAGUUGACCUUCGGCGUGUACAUGUUGGUCUCGGUAGUGGUGUUGAUUAAUCUGCUGAUCGCCAUGAUGAGCGACACGUAUCAACGGAUACAGGCGCAAUCGGACAUAGAAUGGAAAUAUGGACUCAGUAAACUGAUCCGUAACAUGCACAGAACUACCACAGCUCCGUCCCCGUUAAACUUGCUCACCACCUGGACAGUGUACUUCAUCAAGCUAUGCAAGCAGCGCGUCGCUAAACGUAAACGGCCGUCGUUGGUGCACAUGAUGGGAUUGCAGCACGCAACCAGCCGUUUAUCGCCCAGAUCGAAGAUGGGAGCAAAAUGGUUGGCUAAGGUUAAAAAAGGUCAAGUCCGUCCGAAGGACAGCAUGACUCUCUCCGUGGUGCACCUGAGUCCGCUGGGCAGUCAGCUAUCCUUCAAUACAGCGACCAGAAUAGAAAACGUAGUGGACUGGGACUCGAUCAGAAAGAAGUAUCUCGCCUUGACCGGCAACGAGCCUGAGAAGGAAGAGGCGGAAAAGGAGGAAAAGGGCGAAGAGGAGGAGAAUGAGGACGAGAAAGGACAGACGGCUUCCAAUGCUUCAACGAUACCGGCGACGACGGUCCCAAAUCUGCCCGUCUAAUUAUCCAUCACGUCGGACAUGCUGGACGCUAGUCUGCGCGUAAAAAUGCAGCAGUGCGAGCAAACGAGCGAUCAGAUACAGUCGCGAAAGCGCGUUCCGCUAUUAUGUACUUAACAGAGACAGAUUUAAAUACAAAGUGCGCUGUAAAGAAGAUAUUUUUCACACAUUCGCCAAGAAUAAUUUUUUACAUAAAAUCGUAAACCGCUACCGCAGACACACAAAUAUCCGACGAUCGAGCGAGACCAUCCACAUAAAGGAUCGAUUCUUGCGCGACGACCGGCCUAGCAUUUUAAGCAUCUAAGUAAGUAAAGUCCCGACGUGAUUUGCGAAUCUCGUAGGAAUGUAUAUGUAUAUAAUUGAUGUUGUUUGUCAGAUAUGAGUAUGAAAACCAAUUUUGUCGACACAUCAUCAUAUCCUUCUCUGUCACACGGCAUGACCGGAUAAUGCCUGCGAAUGUUAAACUUCCGCCACAUCCGCUCGCUCGAUGCUUCAUUGAAUGUUGAAUCAAUCAUUCGUGACAUCAUAAUUUUCACAUUUCUUGCAGAAUCUUGAUUGACUAGUUGCGAUAAAAUUUUUUUUAGAGCCUCUUAUUGUAAACAUGAAUUUAAAUUAAA